This is a messenger RNA of Chlorocebus sabaeus (green monkey), 1799 nucleotides long. NCBI's taxonomy places the organism in Eukaryota, Metazoa, Chordata, Mammalia, Primates, Cercopithecidae. The record is from RefSeq and is a predicted model, not a curated record.
ACUCAUCCCUGCCAUCAAGGACCUUGUAUUCCAGUGGAGAGCCAGACAACAAAAUAUAAACAAGUAAAAUAUGUAGCACGUCAAACAGUGAUAAAUGCUAUGGAGAAAAAUUAAGCAGAUAUGAGAGAUGGUGUUUACUGAAAGAAUGAAUAAAGAGCUGUAACAAAAAAAUAAAGCUGUAUAAUCCUAUCAUUUCAAUGAAUAUUUUAGGGUAAUGUGCUGAAUUGAAGAGUAGGAAAGGAGCCUUGAUUCUGAGUUUGUUCACCUUGUCAUGGAAAAUUUAUCAUUGAGUACGUAUUGUUUAAGAUACUGCGGUGGACUAAGACCCUAACUAAAGCAGAGACAUUUAGUUAGAAAUUAAUUUCUAUUCUUUACACAGUGGCUCCUGCAUCUUAAUCCACUGCAGUGUUUUCUGGUGCCCAUUUGCUCACUUUUGAAUGCAGAGAAUUGUGGCUGUCAGAUCUCAAGCCCCAUUGCUGCCUCUGUAUAAGUGGAUGUCUGAUCUGAAAGCGUGUUGUGGUCCGCUACACACAAGAGCAAAAGAAGAGCAGGAAGGAACUCAGUGCCAAGACUACAGCCACAGGAAGAACAACAGCUCUUGGGGCUGCAGCUCUAAAGACAGGCCAGGUCAUUACAGGAACGUCUGCUCCCUUAGCCUUGCCAGACAGAGGAGGGUUAAGAAAGGAACUGCUGACCCUGAUAUGCAAACUGCCACGAGUGCUUCCUGCCUUUCUAUCAGCGUCAGAUGGCUAGCGAUGGAUGGCUGUAAAGUGGAUAUAAUUAAUAUUUUAUUUUCGGGGCCACAGUGCUGGUCGGGAGCACCAAGCAAAUCAACCAACAGAUUAAAGAGUGAUGGAGAAAGCUGUGUUUUGGGUUUCAUUGGGAACAGAAUGGAAGAGUUGAGGGUGGAAGGGACCUUAGCAAGUCUUCUGAUCCAUGUUUCAACCUUCAUUUCCCCAUAACCUCAAGGAGAGAGUUGCUUUUCCUGUUCUUCAAAUGAGUUCCUUGAAUUCACACUCUAUUUCUUUGAAUUUGCACAGACUGUUGAGGAACAGGCGGCGGGGUCACCCUACCUCUGCUCAGACAAGCCUGGAAGAGAAAAAUUUUACAUAGAAGACUGGGCUGGAAGAGGCCUGGGAACUUGAGGAUUCCCACUUCCACACUGCCCACUCUAGUUCUCAAGAGGCAGCUAUGCUGCAGCGCAGACCACUGAAUUUAGAUUCAGGAAUCUGGGUUUACAUCUCAUUCCUCCUCUUACUUGCAAGUCACUUACCACACCAGGCCUCGGUUUCCUGGACAAUAAAAUGGGGAUAACGUUGUCCCAUGUGGUUGUUGGUGGUAACAAAAUUAUGCACACGAGCACGCCUUGUAAUCUAAGUUAGACCUGCACUAACCUAGAUUAGCUGACCAGGGUGGAGGGUGGGAGGGGCAGGCUUCAGUGUGUGACUUACCUAGAGGCCAAGGAGAGUCACCAUGGAUAGGGCAGUCCUUGUUAGUCCCCUGCUCUCUCACUGUGGCUCUGAGAAUCUCCAGGAAGAAUUGGCUGGUUGAAUUCUGAACUCUACCAAGAAAGGUGUGCUGGAGACCAGGGCCAUAGAAGUCUCCUUGUUGAUGUACGAAAAUCAGGAAGCCGUCUCAGGUCCUCUCUACCAGCAUAUAUUGUAAUUAUUCAUCUCCUUCCCUGUCAGUCGGCACUGGAAAAUUUUGCUUCUUCUAAAAGGAACAAAUGUCUCUAGUUCUUGUUGCUCCAACAAGGUGUCUGGCUUGAUUCCUAAAAUAAAUGAAUAAAUGAACAAAUA